Messenger RNA from Myotis davidii, 1697 nucleotides. RefSeq names its product transmembrane epididymal protein 1. Lineage: Eukaryota; Metazoa; Chordata; Mammalia; Chiroptera; Vespertilionidae. The record is from RefSeq and is a predicted model, not a curated record. The transcript has a single exon. Bases 4 to 909 code for a protein of 301 amino acids.
UCAAUGGGAACCUUUAUCGGUCAUGUGUACCCGGGGCUGUUUCUAUUUUCAUACGGACUGUAUCAGGCAAUAGUGGUCUCCAAAGCUGUGAUAUUCAAUGACUCUCGCCCGAAUCCUUCAUGUCCUCCAAGAAAUAAGGGAAGAUGGGCCAAGCUGUGGGAAAUAUCCUACCGAGGUUUGUUGAAAAUUGUGACCGGCUCCAUCUUGAUAGCUUAUGAGAACAGUUGCAUCAAAGGAGGGUUGGUCCUGAUGAACAGGGAACUGCCACCAAGAUUUAUGCUCCCCAAACAGUGGCAGCACCUCACCAUGUUCAUCCUCCUCGCCCUCAAUGGCUGUGUCGAUGUCACGAGCAAGAACUUGCUGCCUCAGAGGUGUGUGCUCCUAGAAAAAGGUGCCCUGGUCCUGAUCUUCUACGUGCUCCUGAUGCUGUUGGUGUCACAUGUUCAAGAUUCGACAGGGGUGGAGCUGCAGGUUCAUUCUCUACUCAUCUUGGUGGUGUUCCUGCUCAUGCUGGUGUUCACUGUUGAGCUGUGGGCUCCCAACGCAUUUCACCUCUCAAUGAUUGAGACCUUUCUGUUUCUGAUGAUGGGCUCCUGGCUGAUGCAGGCAGGCUUUAUUCUGUACAGACCAGUCACCGGCUACCCAUGGCAGGAUGAUGACAUCAGUGACAUCAUGUUUGUCACCACCUUCUUCUGCUGGCAUGUGAUGAUCAAUGCUUUGUGCCUGUUAGGAAUCUAUGGUGUUUUUUCCUUUUGGCAUCAUUGUUACAGUCCCAGGUCGAAGCUGACAGGAUCCAAAAAAGCUCCAUAUUAUGCAAACACUGAAGGACCCGACUACCACUUGCUGCCAGAAGUGGAGCAGUCAGAGAAAGAUGACCAGGCUCUUCUCCUCCCAGACAGCUCACCGUGAGAUAGGGCCCAGGAUACCUGGCACAUUGUCCAUCCCUUCUUCUUCCUUGUAGGUUCUCUCAGACGUGUGCAUUGUGUCCUCUUUGGUCUCCAAUGAAGGUAAUGGCCAUGGAGAGCAUUUGGUCUCCGUCUGCUGGUACAUCUCCUGAACUUGUAAUUGCUGAGGAAAUGAGACGGGGCUGAGAAAGGGAUGCUGAAUAGAUUGGUGAGGUGGGGGAAAGAGGACCACGUAAAUAGAUAAAUGUGCAAGAAAAGCCAUGGGGAUUAAAAAUGCAAUAAAAGGGAAGCCUUUGAAGGGAAGAGAGGGGAGUCCAGCAGUCAUUCCAUCUACCAGCUACUUCUCUGGGUACAAGUGAUUGCCUUUUACGUGAGGGAGUAAUGAUUUCUUACAAUUCAAAACUGAAAUCAUUCAUGUCUCAUCCUGAUAAAGAAUAGUGGGUAUUUCUGUUUGCUCACCAAAAUGGCUCUACCACGUGGAGCUGGCAUCAACAGAACUGUUGUCUCCUCUCAAAGAAAGCCCUUUAAGGAUUGGGUUAAUUUCAAAUUAAUAAAGUGAAACUAUACUACUGCUUUAAUAUAGUAACAUUUCAAAUUUGUACAACUGAAAUUUUUAUAGAAUCCAAAUGUUCAGUGUUUUCCUAACUUCAUAUUUUAUUAGUCCUAUUCCAGACAAAGCUUACAUAGUUCACCACUACCACCUUAGCACAUGUAAUUUACUAGAUCCUAUCCAUGCAUGUUGGCAAAAUUUCAGUCCUUUCUAUUUCACAGAAAGCCAUCCCGCAAUCACAU